Molecule: messenger RNA, 2823 nt
Organism: Indicator indicator
Lineage: Eukaryota; Metazoa; Chordata; Aves; Piciformes; Indicatoridae
Gene: CDKL5
Product: cyclin dependent kinase like 5
Exons: 16
Coding region: 1-2823 (940 amino acids)
Biological process (GO): protein phosphorylation; positive regulation of axon extension; regulation of dendrite development
Cellular component (GO): nucleus; dendrite cytoplasm
Molecular function (GO): protein kinase activity; ATP binding
Source: RefSeq, a predicted model, not a curated record
AUGAAGAUUCCUAACAUUGGUAAUGUGAUGAAUAAAUUUGAGAUCCUUGGGGUUGUAGGUGAAGGAGCCUAUGGCGUCGUACUUAAAUGCAGACACAAGGAGACACAUGAAAUUGUGGCUAUCAAGAAAUUCAAAGACAGCGAAGAAAAUGAAGAAGUCAAAGAAACCACUCUCCGAGAGCUUAAAAUGCUUCGCACUUUGAAACAGGAGAACAUAGUGGAGCUGAAGGAAGCCUUCAGAAGAAGAGGAAAAUUAUACUUAGUUUUUGAAUAUGUGGAAAAAAACAUGCUGGAGUUGCUAGAAGAAAUGCCGAAUGGAGUUCCACCAGAAAAAGUGAAGAGCUACAUCUACCAGCUAAUCAAAGCAAUUCAUUGGUGCCAUAAGAAUGACAUCGUUCACAGAGAUAUCAAGCCAGAGAAUCUUUUAAUAAGCCACAAUGAUGUCCUGAAGCUGUGUGACUUUGGCUUUGCUCGUAACCUGUCUGAAGGCAGCAAUGCCAACUAUACAGAGUAUGUGGCUACCAGAUGGUACCGCUCCCCUGAGCUGCUCCUUGGAGCCCCUUAUGGAAAGGCUGUGGAUAUGUGGUCUGUAGGCUGCAUCCUGGGCGAGCUGAGCGAUGGGCAGCCCUUGUUUCCUGGCGAGAGUGAGAUUGACCAGCUCUUCACCAUCCAGAAGGUGCUGGGCCCACUGCCAGCAGAGCAGAUGAAGCUCUUCUAUAGCAACCCACGCUUCCAUGGCUUGCGGUUUCCAGCAGUCAACCAUCCACAGACUUUAGAGAGAAGAUACUUGGGAAUUUUAAGUGGUGUCUUGCUUGACCUUAUGAAGAACUUACUGAAGUUAGAUCCAGCAGAUAGAUAUUUGACAGAACAGUGUCUGAACCAUCCUUCCUUUCAAACCCAAAGACUCCUGGAUCGCUGUGGAAGUUCACCUUCACGGUCAGCCAAGAGGAAGCCUUACCAUGCAGAGAGCAACACCUUGUCCAACAGAAAUCAAGCCAGCAAAAGUUCUGCUUUGCAGUCCCACCACAGAUCAAACAGCAAGGAUAUGCAGACCCUAGGGGUUGGCGGGCCAAGGGAAGAAGGUCUGCCAGCAAACGAAAGCUUUUUAAACGGAAACCUUCCCGGAGCUACUCCCAGCCCCAUGCACGCCAAGAAGCCCAGCGCCGCGCCUGGCUCCGGCAACAAGGAUCUGGCCAAUAACAACCUGCCGCACCUCCUCAGCCCCAAGGAAGCCAAGGCAAAGACGGAGUUCGAUUUUAACGUGGAGCCAAAGAGCUCGGAGGGCUCGGGCACCAAGUACCUGAAGUCGAACAGCAGGUCCCAGCAGAACCGGCACUCGCUGAUGGAAAGCUCGCAGAGCAAGACCGGCACGCUGCAGCCCGGCCGCCACAGCUACAUCGACACCAUCCCCCAGGCCUCCAAGAGCCCUUCCUACCGCACCAAGUCCAAGAGCCAUGGCGUGCUGACAGACUCCAAAUCCGUGGGCAAUCUGUCCGAGGCCAGGGCCCAAGCUGCGGAACCCACCAGCGGAAGGUAUUUUCCAUCCAGCUGCAUGGACUUGAACUCUCCCACCAGUCCCACCCCUCCUCGGCACGGUGACAACAGAACUCUGCUCAGCCCCUCCGGGAGGAACAACCGUGGUGAGGGGACCCUGGACGGCCGAAGACCAGCAACGAGGCACUCCAAAACCAUGGAGGAGUUAAAACUGCCAGAUCACAUGGAUGGAAGCCAUUCCCACUCUCUGUCUGCUCCGCAUGAAUCUUUUUCCUAUGGUCUAGGUUAUACCAGUCCUUUCUCUUCACAGCAGCGCCCUCAUAGACACUCUAUGUAUGUGAGCCGGGACAGAGUCAGGUCAAAGGGCUCAGAGGGUGGCUUAAGCAUAGGGCAAGGGAUGGCAGCCAGAGCAAACAGCCUGCAACUGUUAUCUCCACAGGUGCAGCAUAAGUCACUCACAAGAUCUGUUGGCUCGUCACGAGAAGACUGUACAGAAGAUACAAAUAGGGGUGGAGCAUAUCAUGAUCCACACUCAGAAGAUGGAGCAUCUACUAAGGAAAAUAGAAUUCUGUAUAAUGACCCUGUUCCGAGGAGAGUUGGCAGCUUUUACAGAGUUCCAUCCCCGCGCCCAGACAGUACCUACCUAGAAAACAACGUCUCCAGCAGAGCCUCUGUGUUACCAGCAGACAGCAGCACGGUGGCAAACCACUCCAAGAGACAAACCACCUUUGAUACCUGGAAAAGUCCUGAAAACCUUAGCAGUCACUCAGAGCAGCUCAAGGAGAAAGAAAAGCAAGGUUUUUUCAGGGCAAUAAAAAAGAAAAAGAAGAAAUCUCAAACUAUGCCUAGCACUGACGGUCAGGAUCUCUUGGCAUUACAGAAAGCCAUUCACACUAAUCACCAGAGCAGCAGGCAGAAGGAUUGGCAUCCUGAGAAGAUGACAGAAAUCCAGCCUCCUAGCCAGCCAUUAAAAUCCCUUCGGAAGCUCUUACACCUCUCUUCCUCCAACCACCCUGUCCCCGCCGAGCCUCGCUUCCAGCCACUGCCCAGCCAGCCAGCCAAAGCUUCCUUCUCAGAAGUGCGAAUCCACCCCAUCGGCCAGAGCUCUGCCAGCGGCAAUGUCAGGCAGGAGCCCCAGCCCAAGAGCAGGCCGGCGCUGCAGAUGCCCAGCCAGCUGGAGCCCAGCUGGCACGUGAGCAGGAGCGCCAGCGAUGGGCCUCCCUACUCGGAGCAGCUGCCCCCCAAGGGCGGCCAGAACGGGCACCCCUACAGCCGGACCAACCGCCCGCGCAUGCCCAACCUCAACGACCUGAAAGAGACAGCCUUGUAA